Molecule: messenger RNA, 3995 nt
Organism: Salvelinus fontinalis (brook trout)
Lineage: Eukaryota; Metazoa; Chordata; Actinopteri; Salmoniformes; Salmonidae
Product: heparan-sulfate 6-O-sulfotransferase 1-B-like
Exons: 2
Coding region: 357-1586 (409 amino acids)
Cellular component (GO): membrane
Molecular function (GO): heparan sulfate 6-sulfotransferase activity
Source: RefSeq, a predicted model, not a curated record
ACUUUGUGACUGUGGUAACUAGUGACGACCGAACAACAGUGUAGAGGGGGAAGACGUUUCGAAUGCAGCUUACUUUGGUAAGAAGCGAACAGUUCUUCUGCGGGAGCUGAGAGUGCUGUGACUGUCGGCGUAGCAAGGUUCAAAGUUGCUUCUGAUCCGCACCUUUGGAUUUUUGCCAACUCGGAUUGAGGUUGCUCUGUGAAAGCGGGCGAGAUACAAUGUAUCCAAGCCUGCUCUCUCAUUGCUCCGUGGUCCUCUGACGAGCUAAAACCCCACUGUCUAUGGAGGGACAAACGAAGAGCGCAACGCUCAGGUACCAAGUACCCCCAUUUCGGUUAUCUGGGAGAUGGUAACAAAUGAACGGCACUGGAGGGAACAUGGUUGAGAGGACCAGCAAAUUUUUGUUGAUCGUCGUCGGAUCCGUCUUCUUCAUGAUGAUUUUAUAUCAGUACGUGGCUCCUGGGGUGAUGAACUUCGGGUCUCCACAGGGGUACCUCGCCGAGGACAACAUGGAUAUUUUCCCUACUCCGGAUCCCCAUUAUGUAAAAAAGUACUACUUCCCUGUCAGAGACUUGGAACGCACCGUUGAUUUCGAGAUCAAGGGUGAAGACGUGAUAGUGUUUCUUCACAUACAGAAAACUGGCGGAACCACUUUUGGCAGGCAUCUGGUGCAAAAUGUUAGACUAGAAGUCCCGUGUGAUUGCAGACCAGGGCAGAAAAAGUGUACAUGCUACCGUCCCAACAGAAAGGAGACCUGGCUGUUUUCGAGGUUCUCCACUGGCUGGAGUUGCGGGUUACAUGCAGAUUGGACCGAGCUCACAAACUGCGUUCCCGGAGUGCUCAACAAGAAGGAAAACAAAUCGAAAAAACUGAGGAAGUUCUACUACAUCACCCUGCUGAGGGACCCUGUGUCACGCUACCUGAGCGAGUGGCGCCAUGUGCAGCGCGGCGCCACCUGGAAGACGUCCCUCCACAUGUGCGACGGGCGCACGCCCACGCCCGAGGAGCUGCCGCCCUGCUAUGAGGGUACGGACUGGUCCGGCUGCACGCUGCAGCAGUUCAUGGACUGCCCCUACAACCUGGCCAACAACCGGCAGGUGCGCAUGCUCGCCGACCUCAGCCUGGUGGGCUGCUACAACCUCUCCACCGUGCCCGAUAAGCGGCGCUCGCAACUUCUCCUGGAGUCGGCCAAGAAGAACCUGCGCGACAUGGCCUUCUUCGGUCUGACGGAGUAUCAGCGCAAGACGCAGUUCCUGUUCGAGCGCACCUUCCGACUGCGCUUCAUCCGCCCCUUUGUGCAGUACAACAGCACGCGGGCAGCCGGCGUGGACCUGGACAAUGACACGGUGGCGCGCAUCGAGGAGCUCAACGACCUGGAUAUGCAGCUGUAUGACUACGCUCGCGACCUCUUCCAGCAGCGCUACCAGUACACUCGGCAGCUGGAGAGACGCGCGCACCGCUUGGCGCUUCGGGGUCGCGGUCUCGACCCCCGGGAUUUUCUCAGAGAUGAGGGCGGUAUGGGGGGCGAAGGGACAGCCAGGCUGCCCACAGAGGACUACAUGAACCACAUCAUUAACAGGUGGUAGCCCCCACCCCAACCACCCACCUAGACACCCACUUUCCUGACCUCCCCAUUGUCUGGUAUGGUGAGGUUGCAUCAGAGUGAAUGUUUAGGAAAGUUUAAAUUUGGCACUUGUGGUUUGGGAAGGAGACAGUUGCAGAGGAUUGGGUGACUUACCUGUGGACUUUGCAUGAGCCAAGCUGUGGGUUGCGGACCAGAUGAUAUCCCUUCUGGCUCCUAGAUGACAUAGACGUUUUGGUCUUCUUAGACUAUGUGGAGAGGUCAGAUAUUUGUGAUUGGAAGCCCAUGAUAAACCUGAGUCACCCUCUGGAGUUCUAGAAGCAGCAACUGUCUCUACACUCCUCAGAUUUUCCUUUACAAAGUAAACAAACUUGUUUUACUUGCCGUUCUAUGUCUUAGCCCACAAGAAUAACCUAUGUGCUUAAUAAGUUGUUUGAGGAGUUUCAAAGCAGUGAGAUGAGAAAUUACCUGUACUUUGGGCCAAAAGUAUUUCAAUAGUGUCUAAGCAAAGGACAUUUCCGACAAGCUAUCUUUUUAUUUAUUCAAUUGCUUUCUGAUCAUUUUAAAUAGAUAUUUUUCCAAUGUGAGAGACUAUUUGGCCCACCUUGAUAUACAGUAUGGCACUUGUAAGUGAUAUAAAGUCAUGAUUGUCAUAACAUACCCAUCAAUUUGCUGAAAGUUUACUAACAUGUAUCAAAGUUUAGAGUUAUAUCUUAAUAUAAAUGACGGAUAAACAGAUUUUUUUUUUUACACUUGUAUGUUUUCACCAUUUUGUCUGAAUGUCUAUGAAGAGGCCAGUCUCUUUGGUUCCGAUGUAUUUUAAUUCACCCGUUGGAUUGGGAUCUGUACACUAAAGGAGAUGUACAUGAAUGAGAAGGUAAAUGAUUGACAUGAAGGUUCGUCAUGUGAUUGUCUAGGAACAUUUUCGACCACAUAAUCUACAUACAACAAAGGAUGCUCAACAGGAGACGGACUGGGGGUCUCAUACUGAAGGGAGACACUAAAAACAGGAAACACUGUCAUUCUUAUUACUUGUACAAAGGUGUGUGUGUGUGUGUGUGUGUGUGUGUGUGCGCUUUUGUUUCUGUGCUUUCAUGCUCAAUACAUUUCCCUUCUCUGUUUGGGAUCAAGUGUGUCAUUUAAAACCAGAAUACAAUGAAAAUGUGUAAUGGAUGGAUUAUUAGUCGAGGUUGCCAUGCUCCCCAAGAUGUGUUUUAUUUUUAAUAAUGCAUAUUUAAAUGUAUAAAAGUACAGGUAAAAUAUUAAAGUUGAAGAAUGGACAGCCUCUUGCCAACCACAAACUCUUUUUGUUAAUAAUCUUUUAAUUAAACAAAAAAAUAGAAUGAUCCCCUGGAGAGCGGUGUGUUUAAUUAAAAUUCAAACACAAUGGGUAUGGACAUGAUAUAACCAUUAUCAUUAAAUACUGGUGUAUAUGGAACCUCCAUAUUUGUCCUAUUUAUAAUUCUGCUGAUAAAGUCUCCAAUCCAACAGCAAAUACUGUGAUCCCACAGGCAUGGCCAGUACUAAAAACAGGGCCACAUCUGAAUGUUUCGGGAGUGUUAAGAUGCUAAGGAAUUAUUAUUAUUAUUAAGGAAAUAUGGACCAGUGUGUGCAGAUCCUGCAAAUGACUCAUAGUCUUGUCAUCAAUAGCAGAAUGUUUGUUUGAAUGAGUUCUACUUAUGUCCCAGGGCUCAUAAGCAACCAUUUCACGUUAAAGUCUACACCAGUUGUAUUCGGUGCAUGUGACAAAAUAACAUUUGAUUUGAUUUGACCCUCUCCAGAGCAGAGAUCAAACAAUGGGUUCCGGAAGAUUCCGCUGAUGCAAAGUAUUUUUUAUCUUAUUUGGGAAAGAUAGUUUUGGGGAGGAUUGGUUACAAAUCGUGUGUGUGUGUGUGUGUGUGUGUGUGUGUGUGUGUGUGUGUGUGUGUGUGUGUGUGUGUGUGUGUGUGUGUGUGUGUGUGUGUGUGUGUGUGUGUGUGUGUGUGUGUGUGUGUGUGUGGACAUGUUUAACUAUACUUGUGGGGACCAGUAGUCCCCACAAGAAUAGUAAACAAACAACAUUUUGAGCAACUGGGGACAUUUUGUUAGUCCCUACAAGAAAAAGGGAUAUUUCUAAGGGGUUUUAAGGUUCAAAUUAGGGGUUAAAGGUUACUGUUACAAGUUACGGUUAAGAUUAGGGUAAAGGGUUAAGUUUAGGGUUAGGGAAAAUAAGAUUUUAAAUGGUAAUCAUUUGCUGUGUCCCCACAAGGUUAGUUAAACAAGACUGAGUGAGAAUGUAGUGAUGUAGGACAUUUGUAAACAAAGUCUCCGGUCUGGUUUUACCCAUAUUGUAUUAUUGGUGUGAGUAUUUCUGUUCUUCAUGCAGAUUGGAUCUUCUAUUCAACAAUAAAAUAAAAAAAGAUAAUCCUUUGUA